Messenger RNA from Letharia columbiana, 1302 nucleotides. RefSeq lists its product as uncharacterized. The record is from RefSeq and is a predicted model, not a curated record. Bases 1 to 1302 code for a protein of 433 amino acids. The transcript is spliced from 4 exons. Lineage: Eukaryota; Fungi; Ascomycota; Lecanoromycetes; Lecanorales; Parmeliaceae.
AUGGAGACACCUCCGUUCUUGCGACUCGCUGCCGAGACUCGUGACCAGAUAUAUGCUUACUUACUCUCAACCAAGUACACCAAGCACUACCCCAGGGAAGAAGACCCAGAAUGGGAGUAUAACUAUGACUUAACCAAAGACUUCGACUGCACACCUCGUCCUACACAUGUUUAUCGUUUCCACCCCGGAAUCCUAGGGGCCAAUCGCCAGAUUAACCGGGAGGCCAGCUGUGUCCUAUACGAUCAGAACAUGUUUGUGGAGGUGACAUCUGACCUCACAGAUUGGAACGUCGACUUUGAAUGGCUUGGGGUGCCGAUUGUUGCAGAAGGUGCGAUAGCAUCUGGCUUUGUCUAUAGUGUCUUGCACAUCAAAGUCGAGCUGGAACACCUUAUCCACUACCAGGAUAAACAUCCUUUUCAGCGUAUCUUCGCCGGAGCUGAUCUGCCAGCCUUUUGCACUGCGUUACUUCUUGGUGGGGAAUCGUCAAAGGCCAUCUAUGAGAGCACGCUCUUAGUCAACCUGCACUGCAAUACAACAGCUGAAACAAGCCCAAACCGUGCUUCCUUCACCAUACCGCAAGUGAAAAGCUUGCUAGAACCUCUUCGCAUUCUCCACAGCUUUCAAUCCACCAAAAUCACCGGAUCUUUGGACGAACAAUACAAGACAGAGCUAUGCCUGGACAUCUGCAAAAAGGCCCCCAGCCUCCAAGAACGCUCGUUCAAGGUGCGAGAUAAGAUCCGAGAAGGCGACGAUGUCUUCAACGCCCGAAAUACUAAACCUAAAGACCUUUUCCGUCAGGCCAUCAGACUCUACGAAGCCGCCAUGACCGACCUGAAAAACUCAUGCUCCAUAUUCGACCGGCCUGUGCGGAUGUUGGGGAACCCUAUCUCAUUUUCCACCGCUGGAAGCGACUUCCACCACGUCUAUACAAACAUUGUAUUCAGCCUCCGCAUCAGGCUGGCAGCAGCUCACGCCCAACUGGAACAGUACGAACAAUGUCGCAAAUGGAGCGGACGGGCGGUGAGGACCAUCGACCAGGAUGGGGGUCCACCCGACAUCGACCACGAGGCCGAUCUCAGCUCGAUGCAGAAAGCGGUGGACAUUGCACCCCAUCUGGAAGAGGAGUUGAAACUGUUCGAGGAUGACGAGAGGAAACACAGAGAGAGACAGCUGAGGACGGUCAGAGAAGUUCUAGCUCUGGCAGGGAAGGGUCUGGACAGGGAUGGACGCAAGAAGAGGUAUGGACAGCCGUUCGUGAUGAGAUAUCCUGCGGACUUUGAUAGAGUCAAGAAAAGUUCUUAG